This is a messenger RNA of Oncorhynchus nerka (sockeye salmon), 6457 nucleotides long. Its product is annotated as interphotoreceptor matrix proteoglycan 1-like. The record is from RefSeq and is a predicted model, not a curated record. Lineage: Eukaryota; Metazoa; Chordata; Actinopteri; Salmoniformes; Salmonidae. Gene Ontology annotation, biological process: visual perception. The transcript is spliced from 18 exons. Bases 424 to 4791 code for a protein of 1455 amino acids.
CACGUGGCCAGGGAGGGAUUACGCUGAGCGAGCAGAAGGUAAACAGAUUAUUUCCGAAAUGGAGCUUGCUUUUUGAAUCUCGUCACCAUUGUCACACUUAUACCGACAGUGGAGUAACUUGGAGUUCCUUUCCAAGCCCCUUCACCUUGGCACCUUUUUCAAUCCUUCGUCCAGGUCUGCAGGGAUCAUUGACUGACUCAACGAUCAAACCAGGAUUCUAACUCCAGGAUUCUAACUCCAUCUGCUAAAACCUGGAGCCAAGACAAUAGUGAACAACCCCUCUUUUGGCUCUAGAGCCUAGAGACUUUGUCAACAGUGACAAUACAUUUUUCGUCAUGGACUCGAGAUAAAGGUUUUCAGAGAAUUUCCUUUUGUUUCCAAGUGAAAACUUUUUGGCUCUGAAAGGACCUAAACUAUUCCAUCAUGCAUUUGAGAACGGGACUGUUCCUCACCCUAUUUCUCUUUACCCUUGCAGCCCCUCGAAUCAAAGACCUACAGGUCCAAGACUUGUUUGGAAUCCGGGACGUUAAAUACAAACACUUCCUAGAGAGUCUAAGACCAGUCAAACACACCACCAAUGUCAAAAUGAUAAAGGACCUGGACAGGCAACGGACGAAGAGGUCGACGUUCUUCACCACGGGGGUUAAAAUAUGUCCUCAAGAGAAGAUGAAGGAGGUCAUCUCCAACCAUCGGGCCUACUACAAACUUAGAGUUUGUCAGGAAGCGAUAUGGGAGGCCUUCCGUAUCUUCUUGGACAGGGUUCCUAACUCCGAGGAGUACAAACACUGGACCUACGCAUGCCAGCAUGGCUCUCUCUGUCUGGAUGAGGUGGCCAGGAACUUCAGUAGUACCCAGGAACACAUUGACAUGGUGGCCAGAAGAGUUGCUGAACAGGAGAAGAUCCAGAAAGAAAGUUUGAUUGUAAAUGUUGUAAAACAUCUAUUCUUGAUUUCCAGUGGUGAAGUACCAACAGCUGGAGGAACUGAGAUUGAGAAAUGCUCGAAAACUCCAUCAGAACUGUUUAGCAUUCCGAAUGAAGCAGGGGACAUAACAGAGAUUCCAAACAUUGUACCAGAUGAGGCGGUUAUUGAGGAGCAGAUAGUGGAGUUCAGUGUCACCAUAGCUGACCCUGGCUACAGUGAACUUCUUCAGAGAGACCCUGCAGCUCCCCAGUACCAUGACAUCACACGCAAUCUCCACGAUACGAUGGUUCACGUUUUUGACAAACUUCCUGGGUAUAAAGAUCUUCGUGUUUUGGGAUUUCGGUUGGUUGAAUUUAGAUCUGAUGAUGUGUCAGUCCGCUAUGCUGUGGUGUUUGAGACGAAUGGAGAAGACCAUGACACAGAAUCUAAAACCACUCUAGAACCAGGCACAGAGACAGUUAUUUACACAAACGGGCACAGACUGAAGGAUCUGGUUUCCAAGGCCUUGAGCGAAGAGACAUCCCUGCCUGUGGACAUACAAACACUCAGUUUUGAACCUGAUCCCACUGUUUCUCUACGCAAUGAGUUGGAAGCGACUACCUUGGAGACCUUGCUAGAGGAGGUUGUUGGGCACACUGAAGGUUUCUUACCAACUGUUGCUGUCGGAGAGGAAUUUCUUAAAGAUUUUACAGACACACCCGAGGAACUCACUGUUGUGCCUUUAGGUGACUCAGUUACUGUUCUCCUCACUGAGGCUACCACUGCCUCCCCUGCCAUUGAAGUAACUCCCAAUUCUCCCCAAGAGGAACUUAGUGAGAGUCCUCCCUCAGAAGAAGUAGAGUUGCCUCCAGUGGCGGCUACAGAUGAGAUGCUUGAGGCAGAGGCUACAGAUGAGAUGCUUGAGGUAGAUGCUACAGAGGAGAUGCUUGAGAUAGAGGAACCUGCAGUGGAUGUUACAGAGGAGACGACUGAGGUAGAGGAGCCUGCAGUGGAUGUUACAGAGGAGACGACUGAGGUAGAGGCUACAGAGGAGACGAUUGAGGUAGAGGAGCCUGCAGUGGAUGUUACAGAGGAGACGACUGAGGUAGAGGAGCCUGCAGUGGAUGUUACAGAGGAGACGACUGAGGUAGAGGAGCCUGCAGUGGAUGUUACAGAGGAGACAACUGAGGUAGAGGAGCAUGCAGUGGAUGUUACAGAGGAGACGAUUGAGGUAGAGGAGCCUGCAGUGGAUGUUACAGAGGAGACGACUGAGGUAGAGGAGCCUGCAGUGGAUGUUACAGAGGAGACGACUGAGGUAGAGGAGCCUGCAGUGGAUGUUACAGAGGAGACGACUGAGGUAGAGGAGCCUGCAGUGGAUGUUACAGAGGAGACGACUGAGGUAGAGGAGCCUGCAGUGGAUGUUACAGAGGAGACGACUGAGGUAGAGGAGCCUGCAGUGGAUGUUACAGAGGAGACGACUGAGGUAGAGGAGCCUGCAGUGGAUGUUACAGAGGAGACGAUUGAGGUAGAGGAGCCUGCAGUGGAUGUUACAGAGGAGACGACUGAGGUAGAGGAGCCUGCAGUGGAUGUUACAGAGGAGACGAUUGAGGUAGAGGCAACAGAGAGGACGCUUGACGUAGAGGAGACUACAGUGGAUGUUACAGAGGAGACGACUGAGGUAGAGGCUACAGAGAGGACGCUUGAUGUAGAGGAGCCUGCAGUGGAUGUUACAGAGGAGACGAUUGAGGUAGAGGCUACAGAGAGGACGCUUGAUGUAGAGGAGACUGCAGUGGAUGUUACAGAGGAGACGUUUAAAGUAGAGGAGCCUCCAGUGGAUGUUACACAGGAGACAAUUGAGGUAGAGGAGCCUGCUGUGGAUGUUACAGAGGAGACGAUUGCAGUAGAGGAGCCGCUGGAUAUUACAGAGGAGACGAUUGAGGUAAAGGCUAAAGAGGGGACUCUUGACGUAGAGGAGCCUGCAGUGGAUGUUAAAGAAGAGACAUCUGAGGUAGAGGCUACAGAGGGGACACUUGAUGUAGAGGAGUCUGCAGUGGAUUCUACAGAGAAGACGAUUGAGGUAGAGCAGUCUCUAGUGGAUGCUACAGAGCAGACGAUUGAUAUAGAGAACACUGUGGAUGCGACAGAGGACUACCUUUGGGUUUGGCCACCAGUUACAAGAACGGCUGUUACAGAACAGCCUACCACCAAAAUGAUUACUCUCUUCCCCCCCGAGGAAGAUGCUGAGGAGACCCUCCCAACUGUUGAACCAAAGGAAGAUGAAGGACCCACAACUACUGAGGCGACUUUAGAGAAGCAACCAGACGGAGACAAUCAAAUGAUCACCACUACAGCAUCUCUACACGUAGAACCUACAUCCAUCGAAACAUUCACCACUGUUACACAAUCACCAAACAUGCCUUUAUCUGAGGAUGAUGUCAUCCAAGCAGAACCUGAGGAAGUCCCCUCAGCAAAUUUUCCCCCUGGACCUUCAGAAGGAUGGGACACUCUCCAAGAUGAGGAACCACUUGAGACGGACGUGGAUAUCUCUAAUGACUCGGACAUACAGGAGGAUGUGGAAAAGGUAGAGGACGGUACAGAAGCCGCCAAUACGCUGGACGAGUUUGGCAGUGGAUUAGAAGGCCCAUUUGAGUCCACCGCACCCCCAGCACUCACACACAUGAACACUCCUUUAAUGGCCAGUACUGGAAAAGCCAAAGAAAUGGUGGUGUUCUUUAGUUUGCGAGUCACUAACAUGAUGUUUUCAGAGGACCUGUUCAACAAAAGCUCUCCCGAGUACAGGUCAUUGGAGAAUACCUUUCUUCAGCUGAACCAGUUCUCUGAGCCCAGAGACUCGCCAAAUCCUGGAGCCAGUAAAUCUGGGACUGGGAGACAGAGGACGUUAGCUUCAAUACCGCUUCUCCCAUAUCUGCAAUCUAAUUUGACAGGAUUUAAGCAAUUGGAAAUCCUCAACUUCAGGAAUGGUAGUGUUGUGGUGAACAGCAAGAUGAAAGUAGAAAAAGAUGUGCCACAUAACCUGACACAGGCCGUUCACUGUGUGCUAGAAGACUUCUGCAACGCUGCAUCCAAACGACUAGACAUUGAGAUUGACAGUCGCUACCUGGACAUAGAACCUGCUGACCAAGCAGAUCCCUGCAAGUUCUUGGCCUGCAAUGAGUUCUCCCAAUGUGUGGUAAACAGUUGGACCCAGGAGGCUGAGUGUUUGUGUGACCCUGGCUACAGCACUACGAACGGUCUGCCCUGCCAGAGCAUUUGUAACUUGGAGGAAGAAUACUGCUUCAACGGGGGCCUUUGUGACAUCAUCCAGGGUCAUGGAGCCACCUGCAGAUGUCCUGUAGGGAAAUACUGGCACUAUCACGGAGUGCGCUGCAAUGAGCUGGUGUCACUGCCUGUAGAUCCAGCCAUUUUCAUAGCCUGCCUCGUGGGAAGCCUCACCUUGGUUUGUGCCAUCAUAGGCAUCUUGGUAUUCAUAAACAAGAAAUGUUUCGGGAACCGAAAGACUGUGACUUUAGUGCAUACAAUUGCUCCCUAUGCCUUUGAGAACACAUUGAGAGUGAACCCUGUUUUUGAAAAUGAUGAUGGCAUCUUGACUCAAGUAUCCAGCAUAAGUACACCAGCACCCUCGAGUAGUGGUACUGGUUCUUCUCAAACAUCAGAGCAAGAAGCUUUUCGCGCUAUUGAAAAUAUACAUCUAAGUAUUGAGUUCCCCAGACAGCUCUACACAACCAGACCCGACAAGCUGGUCUCUGAAAUGGUAGAUUUCCAUCACUGUAUACCACACAACGAGACAUGGCGACCACCGAAUGAGUACCGAACCUGUUGCCUGUUAAGGGCAUCAGAAAACGAAUGCUUUGAGGUAACUGUUCUUUGAUGGCUAAUUUCUUGGCACCAAGAUUCUUGGUUGCUUUGAACUUGAGCGGUAUACUCGAAAUCUAUCUUGUCUCUUGGAAAUUCACGUCAUGGCAGUGGACUCGUCAAUUACUGGAAUUACUGCAUACAUGGAGAAGUGUUCCAUGGAAUUGGAUGUUACUGGAAUUACUGCGUACAUGGAGAAGUGUACCUAGGAUUGGAUGUUACUGGAAUUACUACAUACAUGGAGAAUUGUUCCAUGGAAUUGGAUGUUACUGGAAUUACAGCAUACAUGGAGAAGUGUUUCAUGGAAUUGGAUGUUACUGGAAUUACUGCAUACAUGGAGAAGUGUACCUAGGAUUGGAUGCAUAUUGCAGACGGCGUGUGGAUAUUACAUGCUGGACUAGAAGGUUGUGUUAAGGUAUACCCAUCUAUUUAUACACGAGUAUUUUCCUAACAUUGAGUUGCACCCACCCCUUUUUACCCUCAGAACAGCCUCAAUUCGUCAGGGCAUGGACUCUUCAAGGUGUCGAAGGCAAUCCAUAGGGAUGCUGGCCCAUGUUGACUCCAAUGCUUCCCGCAGUUGUCUCAAGUUGGCUGAAUGUCCUUUGGGUUGUGGACCAUUCUUGAUACACAAAGGAAACUAAUGAGCAUGAAAAACCCAGCAGCGUUGAAGUUCUUGACACAAACUGGCUCACCUGGAACCUACUACCACACCCUGUUCAAAGGCACUUAAAUAUUUUGUCUUGCCCAUUCACCCUCUGAAUGGCACACACACAUUCACAAUUUGUCUCAAGGCUUGAAAAUCCUUAUUUAACCUGUCUCCUCCCCUUCAUCUACACUGAUUGAAGUGGAUUUAACAAUUGCCAUCAAUUUGGAAUCAUAGUGUUCACCUGGAUUCACCUGGUCAGUCUAGGUCAUGGAGAGAGCAGAUGUUCGUAAUGUUUUGUAUAUUCAGUGUAUAUUGAAGGCUAGGAAUGUUUUUCAGAUACUGUAUAUCCUUGACAAAGGGUGUUUUUCUUUCCUCACAAUGAGGUAUUUAUUUACAAAUUGAUACACAUGGUGGUAUUAUGACCUUAGAUGAGAUAUUGCUUUAAUGUUAUUCUAACCUUUGUUCAGUGUCCCAAAAAAGAAAAUGAAUGUAAAUGUUAACGCUUUUUACUUCAUUCAUGUUGUUUAAAGCAAUACUCCUGUGUGUUAUUUUAGCAUAGUGUUGUGUAGAUGCAAAAUGUAGCAAUACAUCGGUGGGGAGAAAGGCAGUACUACAGUAUACUGCUGUACGACACAUUUCCACAAAUCACGUGUGUUUUGAGUACAAGAUCAAAAACACACUUGGUGGCUUACCCCCCCCACCCUUUUACAUUUAAUAUUGAAAAAUAAAGUAUUUUCCUACAAUAUCUUAAUUUGUGGGGGUCAAUUGGUUAUUUCAUUAAAUUGCUCACAAUCAAAAUGUAUUUCAAUGAAUUUUCCAUCAACAUUGUCAAAGUAUUGUUAUUUUAUGAUGAUUAUUAGAAUAUCCAUUCAAAGUCUUUGGCUCUUUACUGCUCUUCACUUGGAUCAAACAAACAGUCAUCAGCCGUUUAGGAAGUACAAAUAGAAGUAGUCUUGCUAUUAAUUACAGUAUACACAAUGAUAAAAGGUAGACUACAUUUAUUUCCUAUAUUGCAGUGCAACAAUCAGCAUACAAU